CUAGCAUUAGAUCUAUAUUGAGAGAGAGAGAGAGAGAGAGAGAGAGAGAGAGAGAGAGAGAGAGAGAGAGAGAGAGAGAGAGAGAGAAAGAGAGAGAAGGGAAAAAGGGAGAGACUUGCUAAGAGCUAGAUUCCAUGGAGGAACACCUUAACCCACUAGCAGUCCCUCAUCUCCUUCAACACGCUCUCAGAAGCCUGUGCCUGGACGACAACUCCCAGUGGGUUUAUGCUGUCUUCUGGAGGAUCUUGCCUCGGAACUAUCCACCCCCCAAAUGGGAAGCUCAAGGAUCUUAUGAAAGGUCAAGAGGGAAUAGAAGAAACUGGAUAUUGGUCUGGGAGGAUGGCUUCUGCAACUUCGCCGCGUCGACGGCAGUCGAGUCUGCCAGCGGCGAUUACCCGAGCUCCUCGGUGUAUGGCAACAGCGAGUUCCUGCAGUACCAAGGACUGCAGCCGGAGCGUUUCUUCAAGAUGUCUCAUGAGAUUUAUAACUAUGGAGAAGGUAUAAUUGGAAAAGUGGCUGCAGAUUAUAGCCAUAAGUGGAUACACAAAGAGCCAAACGAGCAAGAAAUCAACUUCUUGUCAGCAUGGCACAACUCAGCCGAUUCACAUCCUAGGACGUGGGAAGCACAAUUUCAGUCUGGUAUAAAGACGAUCGCAUUAAUUGCAGUUAGAGAAGGUGUGGUUCAGCUUGGUGCUGUCAACAAGGUGUUCUUCCACCAUUUCUCUCCUUCUCAGCCUUCCACUCUAAGAAAGAACAAAACUACCUUUGAUCAUGUCCUGUGUGUUUCUCACCUUUUUUUCCCAUUCUCCCCUAAAGGGUUGGGGAAAACAAUAGUACUCUUCAUUUGUGCUUUUAGUCUCGUUCAUUUUUCUCACUUUUUUUUUUUUUUAACCUUCGUCAAACGGACGUCAAAGGUGGUAGAAGAUCUCAGCUACGUUGUACAACUGAGGAAAAAGUUCGGCUACAUAGAGAGCAUUCCCGGAGUGCUCUUGCCUCACCCAUCAUCUUCUUCAUAUCCCAACGUGGGAUACGGUGGCACACCGGACGGGGCGUGGCACUUCCAAACGAACCUUCAACCGCUGCCUGACCUCUGUGACACGUUCAACCAGCAUUUCAAGAUCACCCCGUCCAUGAGCAGCCUCGAGGCGCUGCUCUCGAAGCUCCCGUCCGUCGUGCCGCCACCGGGGUCUGAGUACUGCCACGAGCAACCGCCAUUGCAGUUCAUGACUCCGGCGCUGCCGCAGAGGCCACCCCUUGUGUUGAUGGCCGGGUUGGAGAAGGUGGAGGCCAAGGAGGAGAUGGAAGAAGAUUACCGGGAAGGAAGGAGCAACACCGUCGGCGAGAGCAGCAGCUCGAUGUCGGGUUACCGCCAUCUGGCGCACACGCAGCAUUUCUACCAUCGCCAGGACGUGAACUCGACGAGCAGCGCCAGCAACAAUGGGUUCUAACUAAGCGACAUCAAUACAACCUCCACAUUCGAUUCACAAUUUAGGAUUAAUGGAUCUCUAACGUUUGUAACUCAAUGUUUCAGUGUCUCUCUGUCUCUGUCUGUCUCUCUGUGGGUACUCACUAGACGAGGCUUGACUUGCAUGGCCUAGAACUAGAAGCACUUCCAUUGUCAGAUCGAUCUCGAAAAGCUUCAUAUGAAAUAAGGAAUCCACCGGCAGUCCAGUCUUUUGUA
Rhodamnia argentea is the source of this 1681-nucleotide messenger RNA. RefSeq names its product protein RICE SALT SENSITIVE 3. Lineage: Eukaryota; Viridiplantae; Streptophyta; Magnoliopsida; Myrtales; Myrtaceae. Bases 135 to 1448 code for a protein of 437 amino acids. The transcript has 7 exons. The record is from RefSeq and is a predicted model, not a curated record.